GCUGCCCACUUUUGCGCGAAAACGCCGAACUAAUCGCUUUCGUUAUAUGUAUUUAUUAUUAUGUUUUGUUGCUUUUUGCAUGUCACCAACAGAAACAGAAAAAAAAAACGAAACGAAACACACUGAAAAACGCGCGCGUACACUUGUGUGUAUGUGAGUGUGCGCUGGUAUUGGCGCGCGUGUGAGUGUGAGCGAAUUUGCAAGAGACGGGGCGUAUGAGCAAUGCCGUGGCGAAAACUUUGCCACUUUUGUUGUCUGCGACGAAAGCAAAAACAGCGAGACACCGUAAAAAAAAAAAAACAAGUAAUAUAAACACAGCUUUACAUGCGCAGUUUUUGUUGUUGUUUUUAUCCGGCUGCUGUGGCGUUGCACUGCGUAUUACUGUUUUACCUCUUUUUCUUUUUCUUACUUUUUAGAGCGUCCGCGUUGCGGCGACGCGUUGUAAGCGGUUCGAAAGGUAGCGCAGCACUGGCGCUCUGCCGCCAAUUCGAACAGCUGAGCGCCAGCCGAAGAGAGAGAGCCGAAGAGUGCCGAACGACGCAGCUCCGCUGAACUCGCCACCACUACCACUGCAGUGGCGCUCAGUCGCGGUCGCUGUGCGCUGCCGUGCUCUGCUGCUGUAAGCGCUCUUACAUUCCGCGCCCGAAUUUUUCGUGCUUUUCCCUUGUUUUCCCUGUGGGCCAGCGUUUCGCUGCUGCUCGGACUCGGUUUGGGCCAACACUUGUCGCCUCUUGGCCAUUAUGCAACGACAGCGAAACGAAGGCGCUCGCGAAGUGGCCAAGCUGCUCUCUGAUUGGUCGGUGGUCAGCGCCACGAGGCCACCCGAAGUGCUCUCGCGAGAACUCAAGAACUCUCUCUCCCUCUCUUUUGGGAGAGAUGAGAUAGGAAAGAAAAGCCAAAACACUAGAACAAUCCAGAAGCCAAGUUUUCCGGCUUGCACAUACGCCGUAUAAUCUGCAUUUUUUGCGAACUCUUAACUCGAGUCAAUCAGCUUAGUUUUACAAUUCCGUGUUUUACUAAAAACAAAUAAACCAAUAUAAUUUUGCUCAGAAAUCGAUGCACUUUGAUGAGAGAACACAAUUCUCAG
Drosophila simulans is the source of this 1087-nucleotide messenger RNA. Its product is annotated as amnesiac neuropeptides. The record is from RefSeq and is a predicted model, not a curated record. Lineage: Eukaryota; Metazoa; Arthropoda; Insecta; Diptera; Drosophilidae.